Messenger RNA from Lodderomyces beijingensis, 774 nucleotides. NCBI's taxonomy places the organism in Eukaryota, Fungi, Ascomycota, Pichiomycetes, Serinales, Debaryomycetaceae. The record is from the annotation of a GenBank genome assembly.
AUGACUUUAGACAUCUCCAAAAUGAUCAGCAAGCCAGCUCAGAAAGUUGAAGCUGGUGACAAGAAAACGAAACUUUCCACCACUGCGUCGCUGCCGAAGGCAAUUGAAAAGAAGCUAAAUAAAGAUGUACAGGUCCAACGAUUUGAAGAUUUAUGGAAAACCACAGGCACCCACUUGUUGCUGAACGUACCCAGCAACGACGACAAGAACAGCAUAGUUCCAGGCUCCAAAGUGAAAAUUGCCGCUUUUGACAUGGACGACACCAUAAUCACCACAAAGUCAGGACGGAAGUUCGGCACUGGUCCAUUUGAUUGGAAAUGGUGCGGGACAGGCAACGUAGUGCCGGAAACAUUGGCCAACUACUACAAGCAGGGCUAUGUGAUUGCCGUUUUCACCAACCAGGGCUCGCUAAUAACCACCCCCGGAAGCAAGUCGCUCUCGAAUAUCAAGACGAAAGUCGGCGGGUGGAGGAAAAACUUGUUGGACGAGUUUGGCGUUGACAAGAUAUAUGUAUUUGCAUCGCCGCGCAAGCCAGCAAAGGGGCCCUCCUCGAGUGAAGAACAGCAUACUUUUACGAGGAAACCCGAGAUUGGCAUGUGGAAGGCGUUGGAGGAUACGCUUUCCCAGCGGGGCGCCACUAUAGACUAUGACAAUAGUUUCUUUGUUGGCGAUGCGGCUGGGCGCAAAGGUGAUCAUCUGGAUGUGGAUUUGGGCUUUGCCAAGAAUGCCGGUGUCAAGUAUUUCACACCGGAGGAAGCUUUUCUGUCAAAGUGA